Cucumis melo (muskmelon) is the source of this 2726-nucleotide messenger RNA. Its product is annotated as probable methyltransferase PMT11. The transcript is spliced from 9 exons. Gene Ontology annotation, cellular component: endosome; trans-Golgi network; cytoplasm. The record is from RefSeq and is a predicted model, not a curated record. NCBI's taxonomy places the organism in Eukaryota, Viridiplantae, Streptophyta, Magnoliopsida, Cucurbitales, Cucurbitaceae. Gene Ontology annotation, molecular function: methyltransferase activity. The coding region runs from base 368 to 2404 and encodes 678 amino acids.
AAAGAAAAAAAAGAAAAAGAAAGCGGACGUUGAAGUUGGCACUGAACACGGUUGGCAUCCAAGUGAUUUGAUAUCGGACAAAGCUGCCGUUUCAGUGGUGACCUCACCCUCUCUUCCCUGGACCUCUUUCCUUCUUAUCAUUUUCAAUUUCUUCGCAACCUCCACCAUUCUGGCGGGUAAUUCUCAAAACCCUUUCUUUCUUUCAAAUCUCCCCGGUCGGAAAUUUACAACUGUUCGCCGGAGGAACGAGACUCUGUUAGCAAGUUCGAUUGUUUCGGUGAAAAAGAAGAACCCCCCCCCCCCCCCCCCUUCACUUUUCGCUUUUCUAUUCCCUUUUUCAUUCCCCCGUUUGGGUUCGUAAACAAGGAUGAAACCUUUCUCCAUUUGCGAUUCACUGAAGAUCCCAUCGAUCUUCAAGAUCUCUGCCUUCGUUCUAAUCUCCCUCACCUUCUUUUACCUGGGUAAGCAUUGGUCUGAUGGGUACCCACGGCUCAUCUUCUUCACUGAAACUCGAUAUGCUCCUCCUUCAGUGUCAAUCUCGCCUAAUCACGACAACCUCUUUGAUGUUCCUUCUCUGAUCGAACAGAAUCUAACCCGUGAAGCUCCGGAAAAGCCCCUUUCUUCCGCCUCUGCCCCGCCCCCUUCUCCAAUUCUUCCUUCAUUUCCUCCUCCACCGCCUCCUCCUCCUUCUGAUUCAGUGCAGAGAUUCGGGAUCGUGAACGAGAAUGGAACGAUGGUCGACGAGUUUGAGGUGGGGGAUUUGGAUCCUGAGUUAACGGAGAAUUGGGGGAAUGAGAUUGAGAGUGGGACGGAUGAGAGUGGCUCUGCCAAGAUUAGGAUCAAGAAGUUUGCUCUUUGCUCACAGAGCAUGAGGGAGUACAUACCUUGCUUGGAUAAUGCGGAUGCCAUUAAGCAGCUGAAGUCAACGGAAAAAGGGGAGAAGUUCGAGCGGCAUUGCCCUGAUUCUGGUAGGGGAUUGAACUGCUUAGUUCCGGCACCGAAAGGAUAUAAAAUGCCAAUUCCCUGGCCAAGGAGCCGUGAUGAGGUAUGGUUCAACAAUGUUCCUCAUACCCGUUUGGUUGAUGACAAAGGGGGUCAAAACUGGAUUUCCCGGGACAAAGAUAAAUUUAAAUUUCCUGGUGGUGGUACACAAUUCAUUCAUGGUGCAAAUGAAUACUUGGAUCAUAUCUCUAAGAUUGUUCCUGAUGUUGCUUUUGGUAGUCAUACACGAGUAGUUUUGGAUAUUGGGUGCGGUGUUGCAAGUUUUGGUGCCUACCUGCUGUCACGGAAUGUGGUAACAAUGUCCAUUGCUCCUAAAGAUGUUCAUGAGAAUCAGAUUCAAUUUGCUCUUGAACGUGGUGUUCCUGCAAUGGUUGCAGCAUUUUCUACUCGUCGUUUACUGUAUCCAAGUCAAGCCUUUGACUUGAUACAUUGUUCAAGAUGUAGAAUUAAUUGGACUCGUGAUGAUGGAGUUCUAUUGCUGGAGGUUGACAGAAUGCUAAGGGCUGGAGGAUACUUUGCUUGGGCAGCACAACCUGUUUACAAGCAUGAAGAAGCCUUGGAACAGCAGUGGGAAGAGAUGAUUAACCUUACCACUCGACUCUGCUGGAAGUUUGUGAAAAAGGAUGGAUAUAUAGCAAUAUGGCAAAAGCCAAUGAAUAAUAGCUGCUAUCUUAGCCGUGAUUCGGAAGUUAAGCCUCCACUUUGUGAUGUAGACGAUGAUCCAGAUAAAGUUUGGUAUGUCGAGCUGAAGCCUUGCAUUACUCGGCUGCCAGAAAAUGGUUUUGGCAGAAACGUGGCAAAAUGGCCUGCACGUUUGCAUACUCCUCCAGAUAGGCUUCAGAGCAUUCAAUAUGAUGCCUAUAUUUCUAGAAAUGAGCUCUUCACGGCAGAAUCUAAAUAUUGGAAUGAAAUUAUAGGAAGCUAUGUGCGUGCAUUACAUUGGAAGAAGAUAAGACUAAGGAAUGUAAUGGAUAUGAGAGCUGGAUUUGGAGGGUUUGCUGCAGCAUUAAUCGACCAAAAAUUGGAUUCGUGGGUGAUGAACGUCGUCCCCAUGAGUGGACCAAACACCUUACCCGUCAUAUACGACCGUGGACUUCUUGGAGUUCUUCAUGAUUGGUGUGAACCUUUCGAUACAUACCCAAGAACAUAUGAUCUAUUGCAUGCAGCUGGUCUUUUUUCAGUCGAGAUGAGAAGAUGCAGUAUGUCAACAAUCAUGCUCGAAAUGGAUCGGAUCUUAAGGCCUGGGGGCCGAGUAUACAUCCGUGAUACUGUUGCUGUCAUGGAUGAGCUUCAAGCCAUUGGAAAGGCGAUGGGUUGGCGUGUUAGCCUGCGUGAUACCUCCGAAGGACCCCAUGCAAGCUACAGGAUACUGAUCGGCGAAAAACGCCUCUUGCGCACAUGAAGAUUGGAGGAAGUGGUGAUUUGAGUACAGUUUCCUUUAGGUGAUCCUUGAAAAUGAGUACAGGUGAAGUAAACACAGGCUAAUGUCCUACCUCCAGAGGCCAUGAAAACAUCAAAUUAAUGUAUGCUUAGGCUACAUAACCAUUGGCCUUCAGUUGCCCAAUGUUUAUUGGUAAGUUUGGUGCGUUGGUGGGUUGUUUUUGUAGUUAAAAAGAAGAGGCAUAGCAUUACAGCAACUUGACUGAAUUGGAGAACUAGAUAUUGUAAACAAUUGAAAUUGAUCAUAUUCAUCAAUCGUCAGACAUGUUCAAUCCAUUUUCAAA